Salmo salar (Atlantic salmon) is the source of this 2037-nucleotide messenger RNA. RefSeq names its product BSCL2 lipid droplet biogenesis associated, seipin (gene bscl2). Gene Ontology annotation, biological process: lipid droplet organization; lipid storage. Gene Ontology annotation, cellular component: endoplasmic reticulum membrane. The record is from RefSeq and is a predicted model, not a curated record. Lineage: Eukaryota; Metazoa; Chordata; Actinopteri; Salmoniformes; Salmonidae.
GAGUGGUGUGCAACGUCUGGAAAGAGUCAGUGCUGGGUUGGUCACCAUGGGUGGUGUAACGAGACCAGUUUUCCUGUGGCUGCAAGUUGUGUUGGGGGUAACUCUCCACAGAGCCCGUCGGACUUUACUGCAGGCUGCCAUCCUCUUCUGCGUUUUAGCGCUGCUGGUCUGGGUGGCCGUCUUCCUCUAUGGUAGCUUCUACUACUCCUAUAUGCCCACCGUCAGCUUCUCUGCACCAGUGCACUACCACUACAGUUCCGACUGUGAUGCUACCAAUUCAGUCCUCUGCUCUUUCCCUGUGGCUAACAUCUCACUGCUGAAGAAUGGCAAAGACCAGGUUAUGAUCUAUGGUCAGCCAUAUCGAAUCUCUUUAGAGCUGGAAAUGCCUGAGUCGCUUGUCAACAAACAGCUUGGCAUGUUCAUGAUUAAGAUGUCUUGCUACACCAACGAUGGCCAGACAGUUGCAGCUGUGGUGCGCUCUGCUAUGCUGCACUACCGCUCUGGUCUUCUGCAGACCUUGAAUACAUUACUGUUCUCUCCUCUCCUACUGACUGGGAUGACAGAGCAGAAGCAGCUCCUUGAGGUUGAGCUCUUCUCAGACUACAAGGCCAAUUCUUAUCAACCCACUGUUGGCGCUGUCAUUGAGAUUCAGUCUAGGCGGGUGCAGGUCUAUUCAGCUCAGCUCAGGAUCCAUGCUUCCUUCACUGGCAUCAGAUACCUCCUGUACAAUUUCCCGGUGAUGUCUGCAGUGAUCGGUGUGGCCAGCAACUUGGCCUUCCUCAGUGUCAUUGUGCUCUUUGGAUACCUACAGUUUAUAUGGGGGGGACUUUGGCCUCCCGAGCAGGUCAGGGUUAUGAUGGGAGACACAACUUGCAUGCAGUGGAGAAGAGAAGAGGCUCGGAAGCGCAUGUCCUUCUCACAAACUAAAAUUCCUCAGAAAGACAAUGAUCAUGUUGCUGAGUAGUUGGAAGAACCUAGACAAGAAGCAUCAGUAAUACAGAAAGGAAGAUGAACUCACUGAAGUCUGAGAUUUCCCAGUUCCGAGUUUCCAGUUUUUUGGAUGCGGCAGAAGUCAUGCUGGAUUGACAACAUGGCCAAUGUAUUCAACCUUUUCUGGCCUAUGGUAUUGCAUGUGAAUGUUUAUCCUUUAAAGCUUGGAAAAGAAACCCUUAAACUCAGACAUGGACCACACACCCUCUCCACUGAGUAGCAGGCUAGUGAUUGCUUUGCAACGCUUACAGUUAGCAAUUGAUUCCUUCCAAACCACUCAUUGUUGAAUUUGUGAUUUCCAACUUGUUGUCUAAUGUUUACGUCCAAUGGCCGAUGAGCACCGAUACGUUUUAUCUAUAAUUUUUCUUCAUAUGACAAGGAUUGAAAAGGAUUUGCGAGUAAAUGAUCGACUUGAUUCAUGAUGAUGACUGCUAGUCUAGCUUGCUAGCUAAGAUUUUUAAAGAAUCAGUCCAAUCAAAGCUACGGUAUAUAUAACGUGAUUUGACGUCAUUUUAUCUGUAGCCAAUGACCUUGAGCCUUCUUGGAUGGGCACUUCUAAUGUAAAUAUGUGGUAGCACCCAAGGAGCUUCAAUUUUCAAGCUAUGUAGAUUUUGUGACGACGUAGUAUCCCCAUGAGCGACAGAACACUGAGCCAAUCACGGCACAACUAGACAACAUUAGCAACCCCUACGCUCUGUAUUUUCCCCACCACCACAGAAAGCACUGAGCUAGGCUGAAACACCUGCAUUUUGGAGCUGCCUUACUCACGAAAGGAAAAAUAGACCAUGUUUGUAUGCGGUUUCGUUAACUCAUAAAAAAAAAUUUUUUUAUAAUAAAUUACAUUAUUUGCAAACUGAUAUGUGACACGUAUUGAUGGCAAAACAGGCAACAAAAUUAUUGUUGAUAUACAAUAUUUUGGGAUAUUUCAGUGAUUUAGAUGGUUCUCUACUUUCUCUAUGCUUGUUUUAUCACAUACACUGAAAUUAGGCAAACUAUUAGAAUUUAAGAAACCAGCAAUUUUAAAUAAACUGAUGUUGAUUUAAUUUA